Felis catus (domestic cat) is the source of this 1388-nucleotide messenger RNA. RefSeq names its product protocadherin gamma-A3-like. The coding region runs from base 534 to 1112 and encodes 192 amino acids. The record is from RefSeq and is a predicted model, not a curated record. NCBI's taxonomy places the organism in Eukaryota, Metazoa, Chordata, Mammalia, Carnivora, Felidae. Gene Ontology annotation, cellular component: membrane. Gene Ontology annotation, molecular function: calcium ion binding. Gene Ontology annotation, biological process: cell adhesion. The transcript has a single exon.
ACACCAGCACAAGGCUUGAUCCCAUGACCCUGGUAUCAUAAAGCUGAAAUCACGAGUCAGACACUCAACCGGCUGAGCCACUCAGGCACUCCAUUAUUUACCUUUUCAAUUAGAAAAGUCAAUAGAUUAUUGUAGAUUGUUGAAAGUAUGAAUUCUUGACAGAGAAGAAACUUCUGAAUAUAACAUCACAGUGACCACAACAGACAGAAAUUUACAUCAUCCUGCAUGUGAUCAUUGUCAAUGACAGUACACCUUCCUUCCCUGAAAACUUCUACACAGUCUGUCUCCUUAAGAACAGCCAUAGAAGAACCUUCAUCUUCUCAGUGACAGGCCAUGAUUCCAACAGUGACAAGAAUGCCCAGGUUAUUCACUCCUUGGCUGAGGACACUAUCCAAGGGUCGUCCUAUGUCUCCACCAGUUCCGACACACUGGCUCGUAUACACACUGCAUCCCUUCAACAUGAGCAGUUUUGUGAUCUCAAAUGCAAGUGAAGGCAAGUGACAGUGGGAAGGAACCCCCUACUCACCAGCAACAUGUCACUGAACUUGUUUGUGCUGGACCAGAAGGACAACGCACCAGAAAUCCUGGACCCUACUCUCCCCACUGACAUGUUCCACCAUCAUGGAACUGGUACCCUGCUCCACAGAACCUGGCUACCUGGUGACCAAGGUGGCUAUAGACAGAGACUUGUGUCAGAACACCAGGCCUACCACCUGUUCAAGGCCAGUGAGCCAGGGCUCUUCAUGGUAGGACUCCACACAGGAAAGGUGUGCACUGCAUGGGCCCUGCUGCACAGAGACUGGCUCAAGCAGAGCCUGGUGGUGGUGGUCCAGGACCAAGGCCAGCCCCCUCUCUCGGCCACUUUCACCCUCACUGCAGCCUUGGCCCACAGCAUCCCAGGUGGCCUGGCUGACCUCAACAGUCUGGAGGUCCUCACCUACCCAGAGAUCUCAGACCUCACAUUAUACUUGGUGGUGACAGUGGCUGCAGUGUCCUGUAUCUUCCUCACCUUUGUCAUUGUGUGCUCAGGUUGUGGCAUUGGCACAUUUCAAAUCUGCUGCAGGCUGCAGGGCUUGGAUUGGCUGUGCCUCCUUCUUUGUGGGCAUGGAUAGGUGUGGGCUUUCCUGCAGACCUAUUCCAGGAAGGCUCACACAGGGCAGGCUCCUGAGAGAGUCACAUGAUCUUUCCCCAGCCCAAGUAUGACAAUAUGCUGAUCAGCCAGGAGGGCUCUAGGAAAAAUGACCAUUUGUGCGCUUCAGAUGAUUCCAGGUUUCCUAUAGAAAAUACCUCUUUGGGGGCGCCUGGGUGGCUCAGUUACUUAAGCAUCAAACUUCCGCUCAGGUCAUGAUCCCACAGUUCACAGGUUUGAGCCCUGUGUCGGGCUCUGU